Molecule: messenger RNA, 2084 nt
Organism: Ctenocephalides felis (cat flea)
Lineage: Eukaryota; Metazoa; Arthropoda; Insecta; Siphonaptera; Pulicidae
Gene: ais
Product: probable ATP-dependent RNA helicase DDX52
Exons: 11
Coding region: 156-2012 (618 amino acids)
Biological process (GO): maturation of SSU-rRNA
Molecular function (GO): nucleic acid binding; ATP binding; RNA helicase activity
Source: RefSeq, a predicted model, not a curated record
GUAAAUUCACGUUCUUUAUAAUUAAUAUGACCAUUGGCCCAUACUUCUCAUUUAGCAAAUACAUUGUUGGUGUAUGUUGUUGUUAGACAUAAAUGUAAAUUCCAAUGUGAACGUUUUUAAGUAAUUGUAUAUAGUUUUUACAUAUUUAUUCCAAAAUGGAUAUGCGUGAUAUAUUUGUGAAAUUAGUGAAGGGCGCUAAGUUCACUAAAAAGAGAACCAAUUCUAAUUCACAUAUGUCUCGAACUCAGGUCACAAAAGUUGAACCUAAGACGGCAGUAAAGUCAGAACCGGUAGAAAGUGUCGAAAGGCCGGAUUCAACAAAUUGCAUAGAUGAAGAAAAUAGUGACAGGACCAUUUCUUUAUUGGGUUCUAUUUCAGCAACUGAAAACGGUAAUAUCAUGAGACGUAAAAGGAAAAGGAAGGUAAUAACCGAAGAACUGCAGGACAAAUUGAAGCAAGAAGAGAUUAAUCAUUACAGAAAUUUAAAUCUUAUAAGUGUGGUUGGAAGAAAUGUUCCAGCUCCCAUUAAGUGUUUUGAAGAAUUGAAAUCAACGUAUAAUGUUGACUCAUUGCUUAUGCAAAAUUUGCAAAGCUGUGGAUAUGAUGAUCCGACAGCUGUACAAAAGCAAGCAAUGACGGCUAUGCUUGAGAAACGACAAAUUCUGUGUUGUGCUCCUACAGGGUCUGGAAAAACUAUGGCCUUUAUGUUGCCUCUUCUAAAUCAUUUAGGAAGAGCUGAAAAACGAGGUUUUAGGGCUGUGAUUCUUUGUCCAACCCGAGAGUUAGCAAAACAAAUAUUAAGAGAAUGUUUACGUCUCAGUGAUGGUACUUCUCUUAAACCUCAUUUUAUUUACAAAGUCCAGCAGGAAGCAAAAAGAUACAGUGCUAAAACAUUCAUGAAGUUUGAUCUAUUGAUUACAACACCUAAAAGACUUUGUUUCAUGUUGAACCAAGAUCCGGUCUUAAUUUCCUUGGAAAAUGUUGAGUGGUUAGUAAUCGAUGAAGCGGAUAAGUUAUUUGAGACUGGUAUUCGAAGUUUCCGAGACCAAUUAGAUAAGAUUCUCUUAGCAUGUUCUAAUAAAAAUAGAAAAAUAGCCCUAUUUAGUGCCACUCAAACUCCAGCUAUUUCCAAAUGGGCCAGGCACAAUAUGAAAGGUCUCAUUAAUAUCACAAUCGGACAAAGAAAUUCAGCUGCUGAUACAGUUGACCAAGAGCUACUUUUUGUAGGUGAUGAGAGUGGAAAAUUAUUAGCAGUUCGAGAUUUGAUACGAAAAGGCAUCAAGCCACCAGUAUUGGUAUUUGUACAAAGUAAAGAACGUGCUCAGGAGCUUUUUACUGAACUUAUCUAUGACGGGAUAAAUGUAGAUGUUAUCCAUGCUGACAGGACGGAGACACAAAGAGAUAACACAGUGCGUGCAUUUAGGGAAGGUCGUGUAUGGGUCCUGAUAUGUACCGAAUUGAUGGGCCGAGGAGUAGAUUUUAGUGGGGUCAAUUUGGUACUGAAUUAUGAUUUUCCUACUUCGGCCAUCUCUUAUAUUCAUCGUAUUGGUCGUACAGGCAGAGCUGGUCAGAGAGGAAAAGCUAUUACAUUUUAUACUCAAAAUGAUGUUGUUAACUUAAGAAGCAUAGCACGAGUUUUACAAUCAUCAGGUUGCAAAGUUCCAGAGUAUAUGUUAACACUUAAAAAGACUUCAAAGAAAAAUAAAAAAUUAUUAAAAACAUCUGCACCAAAGAGAGAUGGAAUUCUUACCAUUCCAAAUUAUGAAAAAACUAAAAUUAAGAGGAAAAGGCAGCGUUUAGAAAAAGCAAAAUUAGAAAUAGUUGGAGUUUCAUCAUCAGAUGAGGAAACUUUAUCCAAACCCAGGAGGCCCAUGAAAAGACCAAAAAGUAGCAAAAAUUUAUCAGCAAAAGGCAAAGAACAAAGUCAAAGUUUUAAGCACAAAAAAAUCCAGAAGAAAAAUACCGACGAUCAAACUAAGCACCAAAAUAAUAAUGGUUGUGUCAGUAAAUAGAUUUUAAGUCUUGUGAUGUUACUAUUAACUUCCCUAUUUUGUUAUAAAGAGACAUAGAAUAAUCAUGAUUAC